AGAGAGAAAAAUUUUGAAGUCCCCAAUUUAAAGCCCCGGGCUUCAAGAAUAUUUCCGGUGCUCUAAGGCUCAUCCUUUCUAUUAAUGAUGCCUUAUUUUUUUAAUAUGGAGUAAUUAUCUAAAGUCCAAACCUACCAACUCAGUUUCCCACUUACUUUUAUCACUCCGUACAAACGCCAUCUGUAUAUUAGUAGUGAUUAGUAAGUAGAAUAGUAGUCCGCUAAUCAAUCAAACUCGAUCAGGAGUCGAAGCUAAUGGCCAUGGCCUCACCGGCUCAAGUUCACGUCCAACACGACGACGACUCAACAAUAUCAAUGGAGCUGGACCUCCCCCAAGAACUCACCACCGAAAUCCUAACAAGAUUACCCGUCAAAUCCCUCCUCCGCUUCACCGCCGUUUCCAAAGCCUGGCGUUCCCUGAUUCGCAGCCCUGCUUUCGCGGCGGCCCACACGCGUCUCUCCGGCGCCGGCUUCCGCCGCCUCUUCCUCAUCGCUUCAGUCGCCGGCCAAGGCCGACACACCUCCGUCCAUUCCUUGGCCCGGGAAAACGGCGACUCCUCCCCCGCCUUCGCCACUCUGCACCAGCUCGAUUCCUCCCCCGCCUGCCCCUGCAAAUCUCCCACAAUCCUGGGCGCCUGCCACGGCCUCAUCUGCCUCUCCGCCGGCCUCUGUAAACUCCUCCUCUGGAAUCCGUCCACGAGAACCUCCCGGGUCUUCCCCGACCCGCUCGGGUCUUCUGGUUGCUACGUCCGAUUCGGGUUCGGGUACGACGACCACGCCCAGGAUUACAAGGUCGUGAAGAUCUGCAGCUCCGAAUCUUCGUCGAAUCAGUACGAAAACAGAGUCCAGAUUUACAGCUUAAAGCCCGAUUCUUGGAUCUCAAUCCCCGGUUUCAGCAGCGGGUACAUCAACGGGAAAUACGGCGUCUUCCUCAACGGAGCCCUUCACUGGGAUCUCCGCCGCGGCGAAUAUCCCUCCGAGAUUCUCGCGGUGGACUUGGAGAAAGAGGACAGGUACAGGACAAUACCAAUUCCCGGGUGGGAUUACGAAAACAGGAAAUCGACUCUGAAACUGGAGGUUCUGGGCGGGUGUUUGGCCGCUUGUUUGUUCUCUUCCUCGAAGAAGACGAUGGAGGUUUGGGUGAUGGAGGAGUACGGCGUGGCCGGUUCUUGGACCAGAGUGGUUUCCGUUUCCCUCGCCGGCGGCGGCGAUCUCAGGGGCCACGUGUCUGUUCUGUACAUGUCCGAUGAUCGGACCCAGUUUCUGUUCAAUCUUGGAAACCAGCUGGUUUCUUACAACAACGUCAAUGGCGGAUCGUUCAAGAAGCUGGAGAGGUAUGAUUGGACUUUUGCUCUUCAUCUUCAAUCUGCAAUUUACUCUGAAAGCAUUUCGUUGCUAGCUUGAUUUACACGCCGGUCUGGUCCGAAUUCAAGAACUGUUAUGUCUAGUGAAUAAUUACUUUUUUCAACUGAAUCGGAGUUUAAGUGGGCAAUAACUCUAUGAAUAAUCCGGAGUACAAACUUAUUUGUGUUUAUUGAGUAUGUGGUUUUAUUAAGCGAAUAAUUUACUUCUCUUGAAGUGUGAAUUUGUGACAUUGCAAGAAAAAUCAAAAUUUGUGAUAUAAAUAUAGAGUUGUACUAUUG
Molecule: messenger RNA, 1642 nt
Organism: Cuscuta campestris
Lineage: Eukaryota; Viridiplantae; Streptophyta; Magnoliopsida; Solanales; Convolvulaceae
Source: the annotation of a GenBank genome assembly